Messenger RNA from Elgaria multicarinata webbii, 6642 nucleotides. RefSeq names its product HEAT repeat containing 5B (gene HEATR5B). The record is from RefSeq and is a predicted model, not a curated record. The transcript is spliced from 36 exons. Gene Ontology annotation, cellular component: endocytic vesicle; Golgi apparatus; membrane. Gene Ontology annotation, biological process: endocytosis; retrograde transport, endosome to Golgi; intracellular protein localization. Lineage: Eukaryota; Metazoa; Chordata; Lepidosauria; Squamata; Anguidae. The coding region runs from base 177 to 6401 and encodes 2074 amino acids.
UGCGCCUGAGCCGCGGCUUCCUCAGCUGGCUGAGGAGAGGGUCGGUGGCUCCGUGGGACGCCAUGGCGACGUCAAGGGUUCGCCUCUGUCUGUCAAACGCCGCAGUCGUCUGCGAUGGCGUCAACUGUCGGAAAAGGAAAUAAGUGCAUCCAUAGCAAAAGUGGGAUUUAGCCACCAUGGAGCUUGCUCACAGUUUGUUAUUAAAUGAAGAAGCUUUGGCUCAGAUUACAGAAGCAAAGCGACCAGUUUUCAUCUUUGAGUGGCUGCGGUUUCUUGACAAAGUGCUUGUGGCUGCUAACAAGACGGAUGUAAAAGAAAAGCAAAAAAAGCUUGUUGAACAGCUCACUGGUCUUAUCAGCAGUUCCCCUGGACCACCCACCCGGAAAUUACUUGCAAAAAAUCUUGCUGCUCUGUACAGCAUUGGAGACACCUUUACCGUAUUUCAGACCCUUGAUAAGUGUAAUGAUAUUAUCAAAAGUAAAGAUGAUACUUCUGCCUACUUACCAACCAAACUCACUGCAGUGGCUUGUGUUGGAGCAUUUUAUGAAAAAAUGGGGAGAAUGCUGGGCAGCUCUUUUCCGGAAACAGUUAAUAAUCUCUUAAAGUCUCUGAAAAGUGCUGAGUCCCAGGGCCGGAGUGAAAUUUUAAUGAGUUUGCAGAAAGUCCUGAGUGGGCUGGGUGGUGCAGCAGCUUCUUGCCAUCGCGAUAUUUAUAAGAAUGCCCGAUCUCUCUUGACUGACAGAGCUAUGGCUGUGCGGUGUGCAGUGGCUAAGUGCCUACUGGAACUACAAAAUGAAGCUGUGUUUAUGUGGACUGCAGAACUAGAAAAUGUAGCAACUCUGUGUUUUAAGGCUCUGGAAAACUCAAAUUAUGGUGUACGAGUUGCAGUAUCCAAACUUUUGGGGACAGUUAUGGCUACAGCAUUGAUACCAAAGCAAGCUGCAGUGAUGCGCCAGAAUGUAAAGCGAGCUACACUGGAAGAGGUCUUAGAACUAAUGGCCACUGGUUUUCUGCGAGGUGGGUCUGGAUUCCUAAAAAGUGGUGGUGAAAUGUUAAAAGUGGGAGGAUCUGUCAAUCGAGAAGUGCGAGUUGGAGUUACACAGGCCUACGUUGUCUUUGUCACAACACUAGGAGGUCAGUGGCUGGAGCGCAAUUUUGCUACAUUCUUGUCGCAUGUGCUGGAUCUAGUGUCUCAUCCUCGUGCGACUCAGACUCAUGUAGAAGCUGUGUACUCUCGAAGAUGUGUCUCUUUUAUCCUCAGAGCAACUGUUGGAAGUUUAUUGGGGGAGAAGGCACAGAUUGCAGCUGCCAAAGAUAUCUGCCAGGCUAUUGGUAAACAGAUGAAGGCAGUAGAAGCAGUUGUGAAUGAUGCUAAUAUUGAAAACAAAUCGGGAGCAGCUGACGUUGCUGCCAGCCAGCACGUGAUGGUUUGUGCCCUUCAAGAGCUUGGGAGCUUAGUUCAGAGCCUGAAUGCCACUGCAUCUCCUCUUAUACAAGAACCUUCUAUAGGCUUGCUUGAGACAGUUACUUCAGUUCUUCUUCAUCCAAGUAUGGCUGCUCGACUUGCUGCCGCGUGGUGCUUGCGCUGCGUAGCCGUGGCCUUGCCUUUCCAAUUGACCCCGUUCUUGGACCGGUGUGCAGAAAGGCUCAACAAUCUGAAGACCUCGCCUGAAGCUGUUAGCGGUUACAGUUUUGCAAUGGCAGCUUUGUUAGGCGGAGUCCAUCAGUGUCCUCUAGGUAUUCCCCAUGCAAAAGGAAAGAUGGUUGUUAGUAUUGCUGAGGAUCUCUUACGAACUGCUGCUCAAAACAGCAGAUUGUCCUUACAGCGAACCCAGGCUGGAUGGCUUUUGCUUGGUGCUCUAAUGACUUUAGGUCCUUCAGUUGUUCGUUACCAUCUCCCCAAAAUGUUGUUGCUGUGGCGAAAUGUGUUCCCCCGUUCCCUCAAGGAGCUGGAAGCAGAGAAAGCUCGUGGAGAUUCUUUUACAUGGCAAGUAACGUUGGAAGGACGUGCAGGAGCUCUCUGUGCUAUGAGGAGUUUUGUUGCUCACUGUCCUGAACUUCUAACAGAAGAUGUUAUCCGAAAACUGAUGACCCCUAUAGAAUGUGCUAUGACAAUGAUGUCUCAUAUUCCCUCUGUAAUUAAAGCCCAUGGAGCUCAUCUGAAGGCUAGUGCAGCAAUGGUCCGGUUAAGACUUUAUGACAUCUUGGCAUUGUUACCACCAAAAACAUAUGAAGGAUCAUUCAAUGCACUUCUUCGGGAGCUAGUAGCGGAAUUUACUUUGACAGACAACUCAGCUAAUACUACUACAUCCCUCCUUAGAUCACUUUGCCAUUAUGAUGACAGUGUUCUUCUUGGCUCCUGGCUACAGGAAACAGACCAUAAAUCAAUUGAAGAUCAGCUCCAGCCAAACAGUGCCUCCGGAAGCGGUGCUCUAGAACAUGACCCGUCUUCCAUUUACUUGCGCAUCCCUGCUGGUGAAGCUGUUCCUGGUCCUCUUCCUUUGGGAGUAUCUGUAAUUGAUGCUUCGGUUGCUCUCUUUGGAGUGGUUUUCCCUCAUGUUUCCUACAAACACAGGCUACAGAUGUUGGAUCAUUUUGCAGAAUGCGUCAAGCAGGCAAAAGGUGUUCGUCAGCAAGCUGUGCAGCUUAAUAUUUUUACUGCUGUUCUCAGUGCAUUGAAGGGCUUAGCUGAAAAUAAAAGUACUUUAGGACCCGAAGAAGUUCGCAAGUCUGCCUUGACUCUAGUUAUGGGGGCUCUUGACAAUCCUAAUCCCAUUCUGAGAUGUGCUGCAGGAGAAGCUCUUGGCAGAAUGGCACAGGUGGUUGGAGAAGCAACUUUUAUAGCCAGGAUGGCUCAGUACAGCUUUGACAAGCUGAAAUCUGCUAGAGACGUUGUAUCAAGAACAGGUCAUUCCUUGGCUCUUGGCUGCCUCCAUCGUUAUGUUGGUGGAAUAGGUUCUGGGCAGCACCUGAAAACCAGUGUCAGCAUUCUGUUAGCACUGGCACAAGAUGGAACAUCUCCUGAAGUUCAGACGUGGUCUCUUCAUUCACUUGCCUUAAUAGUGGAUUCCAGUGGCCCAAUGUACCGUGGAUAUGUGGAACCCACUCUAUCUUUGGUUCUCACCUUACUUCUGACAGUGCCUCCAUCACACACAGAAGUACACCAAUGUUUGGGUCGAUGUCUAGGAGCUAUAAUAACAACCGUUGGUCCUGAGCUGCAAGGUAAUGGAGCCACCAUUUCUACCAUCCGCUCCUCAUGCCUAGUGGGGUGUGCAAUUACACAAGAUCAUUCGGACUCCCUUGUUCAGGCAGCUGCCAUUUCCUGCCUUCAACAGCUUCACAUGUUUGCCCCACGGCAUGUUAACCUUUCCAGUCUCGUUCCCAGUCUUUGUGUUCACCUGUGCAGCUCCCAUCUCCUACUUCGUCGGGCUGCAGUAGCAUGUCUGAGGCAGCUUGCUCAGAGAGAAGCCGCUGAAGUAUGUGAAUACGCCAUGAGCUUAGCAAAAAAUGCCGGUGACAAAGAAAGUAAUGGCAUGAAUAUUAAUUCUUUUGCUCCAGGACUUGGCUCCCGAAGGGAUAUUCAUGGACGACAUCAAGGCAUUAAUAUCACAGAGACUGGACUUGAGGGAGUUCUUUUUGGAAUGUUAGAUCGGGAGACUGAUCGGAAAUUGUGCUCUGAUAUUCACGAUACCUUAGGACAUAUGCUUUCAUCUCUGGCAGUGGAUAAACUCUCUCACUGGCUAAUGUUAUGUAAGGAUGUCCUUGCAGCAUCCAGUGACAUGACCACUACAGCUCCCUUGGGAGGCGAAAAAGAUGAAGACUCAGAGAAGAAAGAUGAAAUGGAUGAUGAUACGAUGUUUACUACGUUGGGUGAAGAAGACAAAUCAAAGCCUUCUGUGGCACCUCGCUGGGCUACUCGAGUGUUUGCUGCUGAUUGCCUGUGUCGCAUUAUCAUGCUUUGUGAAAAUGCAAACAAAGCCCACUUUGAUCUAGCUUUGGCUCGUUCUGCAAAACUAAGAAACCCUAAAAAUGAUCUUCUAGUGCUUCACCUCUCUGAUCUUAUUCGUAUGGCAUUUAUGGCUGCAACUGACCACAGCAACCAGUUGCGAAUGGCUGGCCUCCAAGCGCUUGAAGACAUUAUCAAGAAAUUUGCAGCAGUUCCUGAACCAGAGUUUCCAGGCCAUGUGAUCCUAGAACAAUAUCAGGCUAAUGUUGGAGCUGCUUUAAGGCCAGCUUUUUCACAGGAUACUCCUUCAGAUAUAACAGCAAAAGCUUGCCAGGUGUGCAGCACCUGGAUAGGAAGCGGAGUGGUAAGCGACCUUAACGAUCUUCGCCGUGUUCACAACCUCCUUGUCUCUUCUCUGGACAAAGUGCAAACAGGAAAGGGCUCUUCCAGCCAGCUUUAUAGGGAGAGUGCCACUACGAUGGAGAAACUGGCAGUACUUAAAGCUUGGGCUGAGGUGUAUGUAGUAGCUAUGAAGAUUAAAAAAGAAGCAGAGACUAAACCAAAGAAAGCAGUAAAGAAUGGGGGUGAUGACGAUGACGACGAUUAUAAUACAGAAGAUGAGCUGCCACCAGACAGUCUGAUAACACUUGUUCAACCAGAACUGCCCACUCUUAGCCGCCUCUGGCUAGCUGCACUGAAGGACUACGCCCUUCUGACUUUACCAGCAGAAUUUGCAAGUCAGCUUCCUCCUGAUGGUGGAGCUUUUUACACUCCAGAGACAAUUGAUACAGCUAGGCUUCAUUACCGGAAUUCAUGGACUCCAAUUCUGCACGCAAUUGCACUGUGGCUAAACAGUACAGGAUUUAAUACUUCUGAAACAACAGAAGAUGCAUCAGCAGCAAUACCGAAUCCACAGAAACGUGCCACAUCCAUUAUGUUAAACCCGGCACCUGGAACACCACCUUCAACCAAACCUUUACAAGAAAUAAACAAAGAUAGAAUGCAUUUAAUUUUGGGUGUUAGUAUACAGUUCCUCUGUUCUCCUCGACCUGAAGAGCCUGUUGAACAUGUUACAUCCUGUUUGCAAGCGCUGCAUACUUUACUGGAUUCCACUUGUGCUAGAACCCAUAUUGCAGAGGAUCAGCUCCUUGGUGUUGAACUUCUGAGCGUGCUGCAUCGACUCCUGUUGACCUGCAAUCCUCCAUCAGUCCAACUAUUAGUGACAGGCGUUGUGCAGCAGAUUGUAAGAGCUGCUCAGGAUUGUUUACAAGAAAAAAGAAACAAUUUCAAUGAAGAAGAUGCAAAGGAAAAAGACACAAGCGCUACAUUGGGUGAAGGAGGAGAAAGUGGGGGUCUUGUGCCUGGAAAAUCUCUUGUUUUCGCUGCCAUGGAGCUGCUGAUGUUUAUCCUAGUACGACACAUGCCACAUCUGAGCACAAAAAUGUCGGAUUCUCCAAGUCAUCUCUCCAAUAGAACCCAGCUCCCAGAAGAAAGUGCUCGCCUUGUGGCUGCCAGUGUUGCCAUUCUGUCUGAUCUGCCCACUCUCUGUUCUCCAGCUGGAUGCAUGACGAUAUUGCCCACAAUCCUAUUUCUAAUAACCCAAGUGUUGAGAGAUACUGCGAUAAAAACAGCGGGAAAUCAGGUCCCGCUGCCAGUCACUGCAGCACUUCAAGGACUGAAAAACAUUGUAACUUUUCCAAUGACCAUGAAUGAAGACAUUCACAAACAGUGGACAAAUCUUAUCCGGAGCACCCUAGCCUCAAUCUUAGAAUACUCUCAACCAGAGGCCUCAAAGCCUACUUUGGAUGAAGUAAGCAUGCUUACAGCUAUUGCACUCUUCCUUUGGUCUGCAAGCACAGAAAUAAUUGGAGUGCAGUCAUUGCAGAAUGGCUGCAUGAACAGAUUCAAAGUAGCACUGAAUUCAUCUGAUCCUUGGGUUCAAGCCAAAUGCUACCAGCUUCUACUUUCUGUAUUCCAACACACCAAUCGUGCCCUUUCAACCCCAUAUAUCCAUUCAUUGGCACCAAUAAUGGUUGAGAAACUGAAAAGUGUAGAGAAGAACCGCCCAAACAACAAAACAGAACUUUUAGCAAUCCAAGAAGGAAUUAAAGUUCUCGAAACACUAGUGGCUCUUGGUGAGGAGCAGAAUAGAGUCCAGCUGCUUGCUCUUCUUGUUCCCACCCUCAUAUCUUAUUUACUGAAUGAAAAUGCUUUCACUUCUGCAUCCAUGGUAUCGAAAGAACUCCAUGAGCUUGCCCUCCAAGACCUUACACGCAUUGGACCUCUCUAUCCUCAUGCAUUCAAGACGGUGAUGGGCGCAGCCCCUGAACUGAAAGCACGGCUGGAAACGGCAGUGCGAGCAAGCCAGGCAAGCAAAGCGAAGGCAGCUGCCAGGCAACCACCACCUACAGCACAUUCCACCCCAACCAUUAAACUCAAGACUAGCUUUUUCUGAUUUAUUUUUGUUGGGACCAAGCAGAAAAUAGAUCACCAAGCAAUACAUCAUUCCUUUUGUGCUGCUCUAGAGCACGCUCUGUGUUUUUCAUUGUUUGUCAAAGGCUGUCCUAUGUGUGUUAUGACUUGAAAUCUGUGCAUUAUAAGGGGCCUAAUAUAAUCUGUAUGUACAUAGAUUUUUAUGAAAUGGAAUAAGUUUGAUCAUGCAUCUGAGUCUGUGUUAAACUGUCUCCUAUAACAAA